Molecule: messenger RNA, 322 nt
Organism: Solea senegalensis (Senegalese sole)
Lineage: Eukaryota; Metazoa; Chordata; Actinopteri; Pleuronectiformes; Soleidae
Product: eosinophil peroxidase-like
Exons: 2
Coding region: 44-322 (92 amino acids)
Biological process (GO): response to oxidative stress
Molecular function (GO): peroxidase activity; heme binding
Source: RefSeq, a predicted model, not a curated record
CACAGCUGCCUUCCGAUUUGGCCACACGACAUUUCAACCCUUCAUGUUCCGCCUUGACGAGGAAUACAAGGAGCACAAAGAUUACCCCAGCCCACCACUGCACAAGUCCUUAUUCACACCAUGGAGGAUCAUCUUUGAAGGUGGUGUGGACCCAGUCCUGAGGGGGCUGGUGGGUCGCCAGGCCAAGCUGAACUCACAGGACCACAUGAUGUCUGAUGAGAUGAGGGAGAAGUUGUUUAAAUUCUCCUCCAAGUUGGCACAAGAUCUGUCUUCUCUCAACAUGCAGAGAGGCAGAGACCAUGGACUUCCAGGUAUUUACUGA